Molecule: messenger RNA, 1251 nt
Organism: Colletotrichum acutatum
Lineage: Eukaryota; Fungi; Ascomycota; Sordariomycetes; Glomerellales; Glomerellaceae
Exons: 3
Coding region: 384-1106 (240 amino acids)
Cellular component (GO): cytosol; nucleus; TTT Hsp90 cochaperone complex
Source: RefSeq, a predicted model, not a curated record
GGUUCUCUGUUGCCCGACUGACUGCCUACACUCGAUCCGAGAACGUUGGAGAAGCCUGCACAGUAUGUUACAGUGUUUCAGACAGUGUACCUGCUGUAUAAACUGAUCCAAAAUGCCCUCCAAGGGCCGCACACACCAAUUCCACUCCCACUGUGCCCGCUCAAUCCUGUUGCUUAGAAUCAGGGAGACACUUGCUUCCCUCAACGGUUAACCACCUACUUUACUCAGGCAGGCAAAGAGGUCAAACGUCUGAUUCCUUCCAUUCUCUCAGCUUUCUCAGAAAUAAACCUGUCAUACAAUCCGCAGACAAGUAAACACACCCGCAUCGAGGGCUCUGUUCCACCUCAACCGUUCACGUUCAUUUGGUCUCACAGUUGCCCGCAAUGCUCUCCGACGUAGUCGAGGCCCUGCAACGAGCUACGUCCAGCUCUCUUGAAUUCAACGUCGAUACAGAUCUGCCAAAACGAUACACUCUCACAGACCUUGCGCAAGACUUACCGGAGGUCGAGCAUUUGCCACAAAUACCCACUCUCAGCGCUCUUUCACUCUGUCUCAGAAGUGUCGACCGCAUCGACCAAGUGUCUCAAGAUCACGAGUCUAUCGCACAGCUUUCUAACCAUGCACUGGGAUUACUGAGCAACUCUUCUGGUUCGCUGUCGAACACCAACCCAGCUCUAGCCGAACAGGCGUUGGAUGUCUUGAGAAGUCUUGUCGUCAGAUUUUCUCCGUCGCUUGACGACCAAGAUCUCAUUGUCAUCGCUGCAUACACCGACCGCAAGAGAACUUGGACGACCGUCAAUGCAGAGCUUUAUGCUAGAGAGAUCCUGAAGCGUUCCUUGGACGAUGUUCGAAAGCAGGCGUUUAUCACAUCGGUAGUGCUGGAGGGCUUUAUUCGACCCAUCUUCUCCCGAACAAGCUCUAGUCGCAUCACUUCCACCGGCAGGAAAGCUCAUUUUGCCGACGAUAGCCAGGACCGCUUUACUGCUGGCUCUAUCGCUGAUACCGAUGACGCGAAACCUUGGAAAACCACUCAAGCUCAUGCCAUUACGGUGUUUUCCUGGGUUGUGGAACAUUCCAAUGUUGGUCACACUUCCGAUAUCGAGUAGUCAUGAUCCUGCAAUGGACGGCUAACCAUUAAUCGACAGGAUGCGCUUGUUGAAAAAAGCUGGCCAUUAUUCACCCCAGUCCUCCUCGCUCUCCUAGACGAUACAGACACAGAGUAUAAAGCAAGGGGUCUGGCUAUUCUAGGCG